CCGUUGAAAUCGGGGAUUUCCUUUGACAGGUGCUGGACGUUACAUUCGUCAUUCGAAUUAUAUUGGUGAACGAUAAAACAAGUGGACGGUUAGUGAAAAAGAAACAAUUGUUUUUUGGAAUUAAUUAAGUAAUUAUUUUAAUAAUUCCAGCCGGUAUGGUUUGUGAAAUAGAAAAAAAUGAACAGGUUUUCAGUUCGGUCAACAUACCUGCUGACAUCAAGCACCCGUUGAAGACCAGCUGGAGCUUCUGGAUGUUCACCAACACCAACAAGAAGGACUGGGAGGAGAAUCUCGUCAAGCUGACCGUCUUCGACACGGUCGAGGAUUACUGGCGCCUCUACCACUGGAUGAAGCGGCCAUCGGAGCUGGUGUUCGGUCAGGACUACGCGGUGUUCCGUGGUGACAUCACACCGAUGUGGGAGCACCCCGCCAACCGCCGCGGCGGUAGGAUGAUACUCAACUUCGAGAAGAAACGGAACAUGCAGGUCGAUAUGGACACCGCUUGGAUGUUAGUGAUACUGAUGAUGAUCGGAGAAAACUUCGAUAACUCUGACGCGAUCUGCGGUGCUGUUGUCAAUGUCAGAGCUAAGUCGAAAAUUGGUGUUUGGAUAACUGAUCGAAACGAGGCGGCGAUCAUCGAAGUCGGACAGAAAUUGAAGAACCAGCUAGGUUUAACGACCAAAAUUAACUUCCACUUGCAUAACCAAGUUACUAAUUUGUUGACUAUUUAGUUGUUUAUCACAUCUUUUAGGGGACGUAACCAUAAGUUAGUCAUGUCAGUGCCGAAUUUAUAUUUUUUUGAGAACUUUAUAUCCGCCGCCCUUGUACAAAACCUGUCGGCUUCCUAUGGACGCUUCCACGCUUAGGCCGUGGCCUAUAACGGCCGCAUUAUAAAUCCGAGGCUGUACCAUUUGUAGUCUAUUCGCGUUUGGAACAUAGUAAGAAAAUACGACGUACAGUAUAGUUAAGUCGUGAUCAUAUUCUUCAAUUUGCAGCCUUUUCGACGUAGUUAUAAUAUUACAGAUUCCCUCCGUUCAGUUCGUUCAGAGUUAUUUGACCUUUAUGCUAAAGAUAAAGCUCGCUCUUAUUGAUUGAGGUAAAAUAAUUAUUU
Messenger RNA from Aricia agestis (brown argus), 1111 nucleotides. RefSeq names its product eukaryotic translation initiation factor 4E1-like. The transcript is spliced from 5 exons. The record is from RefSeq and is a predicted model, not a curated record. Bases 156 to 731 code for a protein of 191 amino acids. Lineage: Eukaryota; Metazoa; Arthropoda; Insecta; Lepidoptera; Lycaenidae. Gene Ontology annotation, biological process: translational initiation. Gene Ontology annotation, molecular function: translation initiation factor activity; RNA 7-methylguanosine cap binding. Gene Ontology annotation, cellular component: eukaryotic translation initiation factor 4F complex.